This is a messenger RNA of Penicillium macrosclerotiorum, 1803 nucleotides long. Its product is annotated as transcription factor domain-containing protein. Gene Ontology annotation, biological process: DNA-templated transcription. Bases 1 to 1803 code for a protein of 600 amino acids. The record is from RefSeq and is a predicted model, not a curated record. Gene Ontology annotation, molecular function: zinc ion binding; DNA binding. The transcript has 3 exons. NCBI's taxonomy places the organism in Eukaryota, Fungi, Ascomycota, Eurotiomycetes, Eurotiales, Aspergillaceae.
AUGUCAAGCGCAUGCAUCAUCUGCCACAAGCGAAAGCGCAAGCGGUUUACCAAUAGUCUUUCGCCGAGAGCGAGUGCGCCCGCCUCAGAUUCGGUCAGUCGUCGCAGCUCGCAAUUGCCCGCCGAACCUUCCAUCGAGGGUGUUGCACUGCCGUCGCGUCUGUCGCCGACCGACGCGUAUGGAGACGAGAUUGCGACUGAACCGCCUGUGCUUCCGGCCAGCAAUGGUGAGCCAUUCAUCAAGGAGGAAAGCUACCGCGGGCGGGGCGAGUACUUGGGCGGCAGUGUACCCUUCGACGAAAAUAUGGUGAAACCCGGACACGAGACGACGUACACCAGCCCCAAAGCAUCGGCCGCAGACCUACAGAUGUUGCGCGAGCAGGGUGCAUUCGAAUUGCCACCACUAUCAGUCCAGAGAGAGCUGAUGGAUAGUUUCAACAAGUAUUGCGCCCCGUGGACCCCGGUCGUGGAUCCCAGGUGGCUGGACGAAAGCGCUCCACCUUCGAUGCUGCUGUUACAGUCCAUUUUUCUGGCGGGAAGCCGAGUUUCUAAGGCGCAUUUGCACUACGGGUCAAGCGAAGUCUUCUAUCGGCGGGCAAAGCUUCUAUUUUUCUUUGGCGGUGGCAACAAUUCGCUGGUUUCGAUUGUAGCUGCCUGUCUUCUGCAUUGGUAUAACCCGGUAGGACCCGAAGAUGUCUCGACCGAUACAAGCGGGUUCUGGAUUCGAACUGCCGGCGCAAUGGCGUUCCAGAUUGGAUUGCAUAAGGAACCUCCUUCAACUGCUAAGGAUCGUGGGCUUCGCAGGCGGCUGUGGUGGUCCCUGGUGAUUCGUGAUAAUGUUAUUUCGGUCGGAGUUGGCCGGCCACGGACGAUCAAUCUCCGGGACAGUGAUGUUCUCCCCCCGUCGAUGAACGAUUUCCCCGUCAAAGAUUUCUCGGCCCAACUUUUCCUGGCAUAUUGCACAAUAUCCUGUCAUCUUGGAGACACCGUGGAGUGCUACUUGCGGAAAGAAAUAUCCAGGCAACGCCGAGUUGACCUCGAGAAUGCUGUAUAUAGAUGGGCAAAGCAAGUCAUUCCCAAGCUUCGCUCGUCGGCCACGCUACAAGAGGAUGCUGUUACGGCCCACCAUGAAGUCCAGCAGCUUUCGGUUAUGUACUUUGUAGUACUGACUAUUCUACAUCGUUCACCUACGCCAAACAGCGUACCUCCGGCUGCAUCAUUGGUGGCAUCGUCGUUCAUCGCGGGCAUCUAUGAAGAAUUUCUUCUGCGCAAUGAACUCCGUUACUUGGGGCCUGUCUUCGCGUUCUAUCCACUCUGUGCAGGGCUUUCACUACUUUCGUGCUGUCGAUAUACACAAUUGCAAAGUACCGCAGAGCAUGAGCUGACGGUUAUCAAGCUCUCCCUUCAGAAAUUGUCGGAAAGAUGGCUUUCGGCGGUGGGCCCGCUGCGAGCGUUGAAUAAAUUAACUGAAAAAGUCCGGGCACAAGGUCCCUUUGACGGUCCACCGCCCACGCUAGACCCUGACACCGCCUCAUUCUUCGAUGGGUUUGAUAUCAAGCUAUGCAAGCAGUGGCGCCUUAUCGGCCAAUCGUCCGAAACUGCCAGCACUAACCCUGCCGCUGCAGCGACUUGUUCACUGGCUGAAGUUCAAGAGUCUGACGGUGCGGUUCAGAGCUACACUCAGCCAGAAGAGGCGGUGGACAAUUUCGGGUUUCCGGCGCUGGAUACAAGUAUGGAAUCAUUCAGCAGUAGCUGGGAAGGAUCUGGCUUCGACUGGAAUGGCUCCUGGCUGCUUAAUAUAUAA